Messenger RNA from Arachis stenosperma, 2868 nucleotides. RefSeq names its product cytochrome c biogenesis CcmF C-terminal-like mitochondrial protein. The coding region runs from base 1 to 630 and encodes 209 amino acids. Lineage: Eukaryota; Viridiplantae; Streptophyta; Magnoliopsida; Fabales; Fabaceae. The record is from RefSeq and is a predicted model, not a curated record. Gene Ontology annotation, biological process: cytochrome complex assembly. The transcript has a single exon.
AUGAGGCAGAAACUCGCCCCACGUACGGUUCGGAGGCCGAGCCCCACCCCAGCUGUAAUGGUGCGGCUUAGGUCAACUAACACAAAGAGGAUACAGUUCACUCAACGAUUGCCUUUGGGUUCCGAACUCCAUAUGGGGAAGGAGCGUUGUUGUUUCCGAGGUCUCGAUCAUUUACAUGGACCCACUUCUCAUUCCAUUUGUGGGAAUUUUAUGAUCUAUAAACCGUCCCUAACGAACGAUCGCCUCAUGUUUGAGCAUGGUGAAUCACUUCGUGCCGACCUGUUGCCAAUAAACUUUUCGGCCUCAUAUGAGAAUGGAAAACUUGAGCAUUUUCUGCAUCGGUGGAUGAAGAAUCGCGAACAUAAGAAUUUAUGGUUGACCAUGUUCCCAGAAAAAAGAUACUUUAGAGAAACAACGAGCACGACUGAAGUGGCUAUACAUACAAAUCCAUUUACGGAUAGAUAUGCUUCGAUUGGAACUGGAAGUUCCAGAACAGGCGGCUGGUAUACCACCAUAAUGAAACUGCCUUUUCUUUUUUUUAUUCGGAUAGGAUUUUGGUUGGCUUCGUCGGGAGGCUCGCGUAGUUUGUUACGUCAGCUCCAAAAGGAUAAGUUGCGUUGGAAUCGAUAAAGUUCCGUGGAAUUCAUAAUUGCAUAAAAAAAAAGAAAAGGAGUCUUCAACCCUCUAUGAAAAGCUAUUAAAAAAUUUCAAAGGCAAAGGGCCAAGGUGAGAAAGACCAAAGAAAUCUGUUUCAUAAAUAGGGUCUCCUCUUGUCAUCCCGGAAAGAAUAUCUGCUCUGCUUGUUCACUCCCGAAACGCCUAAGCCGAAUAGAGGGAUAUGGUGUUUACCUAAAUAGAGUGGAACGGCAGCGCAAGCUCACUAGAGACUUACAUACCACUAGUAGUUUUUGUUUGUGUAUUGAACUUUGUUGAUGCUCUCUUCUGUGGAAAGUAAUGAAAAUGCUUCGGUGGUCAGGCUCUUAAUGUUUAUAUAUAUAUUUUAUGGUCCUUCCAUUAACCACUCCUUGCUCCCACACCAGAAGCUACUACCCCUUCGGACCUUGUUGCUUAGUCCGUUCGUGUGGUACCUUUGACUCUUUCUGGUGCUGCGCUGCUUAAAACUAGGGUCCGUGAAGGUAAGGAUUGCUUUCAAUCAAAGGUAAUGGACGGUCAGGAGGGUGCUGAACCCCCCUUUCCUUUCAUGGUCCGGGUUUGUUUGCUUCUGCCCUUUCGAUUGCGGAUGCGAGAACAAACAUAAGUAUCACAGCUCCUUCUCGAGCAGUAAGAGCUCCCUCGUCCUAUUCUUUGCCUAAUAUACCCGCUCUUCAAGAGUUAACUCUUUUGUGCAUUGGUGUAUUUUUACUAUGGAUUCAAUUCCUUCAAUGUGAACAAAAUAGGAUUGGAUUGAUGGACAGAAUCCUUUCGACAUGGUCUUCUCUCUCUUUCCUAUUGCUAUUGGGAUCCCUUUCAUAUUCAUAUUCAAUAAAUAGAUUGCCUCUAUCCAUUUCUCCCUCUCUACUUCAAAGGGCGGGGAGGUAGGAUGGAGGGCCCGGCCCGUACUCUAGAGCUAGUUUGACUUAGUGUACAGGACAGUGGUAUGUGUGUCAGGGGAAAAAAUCCAAAAAGGUUUUUGGCUCGCAAUAAAGCUGAUCGAGCAACUAGGAAUCCUAUCUAUCCACCUCUCCAGACACAAUAUCUUGAGUACCUAUGAUGGUGACCACAUCUGCUGGCAUGUGAUGUUUGGACAUAGAAUCGAGUCCUUGUGAAUGGGCAGAGCCGGGUGCUCUUAUUUUACGACGGUAGGGACGAUUGCUUCCAUUACUGACAAGAAAGACACCAAAUUCUCCUUUAGGUGCUUCAACUGCGGUAUAGGUGGAAGGAGCUGGUACGGAAAAACCUUCUGUAUAAAGUUCGAAAUGGUGAAUUGAGGUAGAGUAGACCGAUGAUCCUGUAGUCAUUUUGCCGGCUAUUGAAAGAAAAAGCUUGCAUCUGUUCUCCCUAUUAUAUUAGAAAACAGGUCCGAUCUCUCUCCAAACCUAACGUGAUAGUUUCCCAUCAUAGGGCUUUCUAUCUAUAGAUUGAGCCAUUACCAAGGAGCUAAUUCGUUCAGAACUCAGUUGACUGCUUCUAUAGAUAAGGCGGAGCGUCCUUGGCUCAGCAUUAUAGCACAUAGGGCUUCGGCGCUACUACAGCGCUUCGCUAACCCGAAGCGCCUCGCUAUGAGAAUCCAGCUUCGCUAACGCCCGGCUAAGUCUUGAACCUUCGCGCUGACCGUUCGCUUUCUCAGUAGCAAAAGCGCUUCUCUUUGCCCCUUAAGUAGAAGGACAAGAAAGAUCUUUUUUGUUUAAUUGAUCCCGCUUCCUCGCAUCUGCGCUCGUCAAGCCAACUUUGCUUUUUGGGAGGUGAAACUGCGGUUGAAGCGGACAUUUCGAAAUGACAGCAUCGAAGAUUGAAAAUAGAUAGAAAACAUAUUAUUUUGUCGCGGUUAUCCCGGACUGCGUUCCGGAAAAAGUGGCCUACUAGAAAUGAAAGAAAGGGCGAGCACUCUUGUGUUUCAACCCCACUAUCACUAUACUAUUCAUAGUUGUGGGGCACUGUGUACUUACAGCCUCUACGAUAAGCAAGUGAAUGGGGCCGGGCAUCAAAUCAAGUACAUGGCGUGGCGAACGGAACGGUUCAUCAAGCCAUUUCUCGCCUCAACCCCCUAAAUAGGAAGAGGUUUACUUUACUAAUAGGGGUUAAUUGCUUCGCACCUGCCCCGAACCCUCACAAGGAUAGCCCUCUCGAUACCUUAUUGGAGCUUUGUAACUAGUGGCCGCUUUCCCGUCGCUAGAGCGUUUUCCCAGUGCGCGGAGCCCCAACGAGGAA